AAAGGAGUGACCCCGGCUCAGUGUAGCGCAGUGACGAUGGGAGAAGAAGAAAGUGUUGCAGCCUGAGAGAAGAGAAAGCGCUGAUCUGUUUCAAACAGCUGUUAUCGCUUAAACAACAAGCCCAUUGCACAGGUGUGUUUCUGCUGUGGAUCGGUCACCAUGACAACCAAGCGCAGACUUAUCACGGACUCGUUCAAAGUGGUGAAGAGAUCCAGAAAAGGAGGGAAGCGAGAGAAGAGCCCAACUCCUCCUCCUUCCCCACAGAAAGAGGCUGACAGAAUUAGAGAGGAGGAACUGGAGAAGCUCCGACAGUUUGACCUCGACUGGAGUUUUGGGCCCUGCACAGGUAUCAGCAGGCUGCAGAGGUGGGAGAGAGCAAAGCUUCAUGGUCUGAACCCACCUGAGGAGAUCAGAGACCUGCUGCUACAAACCCACGCCGACCCAGAGUACAACCUGGGCUUGUGGAGUGGAUAUCCUCUCUGAGGAGGACACAAACAAACUGCAGUCAAAACCAGGGUUUUUUUUACGUCAGCGUUUUAUAUGAAAAAGAAAAGAGGAAGAAACAAAUCUGUACAACAGCAACCAUGUUCCAGCGACUAAACCCUGCCGUUGUCUUUGUGUGUUUUAGUAGCUUGUAAUAUUUUUAAUAAACACAUUGAACCCAAA
Messenger RNA from Haplochromis burtoni (Burton's mouthbrooder), 666 nucleotides. RefSeq names its product DNA polymerase delta 4, accessory subunit (gene pold4). The transcript has 5 exons. Bases 160 to 483 code for a protein of 107 amino acids. Lineage: Eukaryota; Metazoa; Chordata; Actinopteri; Cichliformes; Cichlidae. Gene Ontology annotation, cellular component: delta DNA polymerase complex. Gene Ontology annotation, molecular function: DNA-directed DNA polymerase activity. The record is from RefSeq and is a predicted model, not a curated record. Gene Ontology annotation, biological process: DNA-templated DNA replication; DNA synthesis involved in DNA repair.